AUGUCUAAUUUACAUUCAUUUUGUUUAGAUACUUACGAAGAAGCGAAAUACAAGGCUAAAAUUGCUCAAGAAUCUUCUGAUCUAUCAGGAACUGAACAUGUAUUAAAAGACCGUAAAGUAAGAGCCAAAAUGAUUGAUAGUUCACCAUCACCGUCACCAAAAAAAAAAGCUAUUAAAAGUCCACCUGAUAUAUUUUUGAACAAAAGUAUAGUUGGUAAAUGUGAAUCAAACGAUGACUCAGAUUUAGAUCCAGAUUACACCAUACACAUAGAUACAAGUCCAAUAUUUUUAAAUGAUGAUAAUGAUUAUAAUGAUAACUCUCCAAAAAGAAAAUCUUUGAGUGGAACAAAAAUAUCAGAUUCUCAACCAUUGAAACCACAAAAAAAGUUUCUAAGUCAUACCCAACCUACUAAAGCUUCAAAAUCCAAAAAUUUAUUUGAUACCUUAUUGGAAAUAGAAACAUCGCCUCAAUUACAGUCCACUAGUAAAACAGCAAUUCCAAUAAAAAGAAAACUUUUUGAUGAUAAAUUGUUGAAAUCAAAUAGCUAUAGUAAAUCUAAAACUGCAAUUGAACCUACAGCAAUAAUGUCAGUGGCUGGUAGGUAUUAUUAA
This is a messenger RNA of Metopolophium dirhodum (rose-grain aphid), 612 nucleotides long. RefSeq lists its product as uncharacterized. NCBI's taxonomy places the organism in Eukaryota, Metazoa, Arthropoda, Insecta, Hemiptera, Aphididae. The coding region runs from base 1 to 612 and encodes 203 amino acids. The record is from RefSeq and is a predicted model, not a curated record. The transcript is spliced from 5 exons.